AUGAAGCUGGCUGGUGCCACGCUGGCCCUUGGCCUCUUAUCUGCACCAGGCGUCUCUGCCUGGGGAAGUCUGGGCCAUAUCACGACCGCCUACCUCGCGAGCCACUUUGUCUCCAACACCACCGAGGCAGUCUUCAAGGAGCUGCUCAAGAACGACAACACCGAUUAUCUAGCCUCGGUAGCGAGCUGGGCCGACUCGGUCCGAUACACUAAAUGGGGACGAUUCACCAAGACGUUCCAUUUCAUUGAUGCCCACGACGACCCGCCCAGAAGCUGUAAUGUGGACUUUGAGCGUGAUUGCAAGGAAACAGGAUGUGUGAUCAAUGCGCUGGCCAAUUACACCGAGCAGGUGGUUGACACCGCGCUUCCAGAGUGGCAGCGCGCGCAGGCUGCCAAAUUUGUGAUCCAUUUCGUCGGUGACCUCCACCAGCCUCUCCAUAACGAGGACGUUGCUCUGGGAGGGAACCGUAUCCACGUGCUGUGGGAUGGCCGUGGAUACAACUUGCAUCAUGUCUGGGACAGCUCCAUUGCUGAGAAAUGGAUCGGCGGAUUGCACGGCAAGCCUUACGACCUUGCUCUGAAGUGGGCAAAUCAGCUCGCGGUUGAAAUAACUGAUGGCAAGUUCACCCCGGAAAAGGAGGGUUGGUUAAAGGAUUUGGACUAUAAGGACCCCAUCUCCACUGCCAUGGCCUGGUCAAGGGAGUGCAAUGCCCUCGUGUGCACGCAUGUCUUCCCCGAGGGACCCAAGGCUAUUGUUGGCCAGGAGCUGGGCGGUGACUAUUUCAAAGCGGCCGGUCCCGUGAUUGAGAAACAGGUCGCCCGCGCUGGCUAUCGAAUGGGCGCAUGGCUUGACCGGAUUGCCAAUGAUUAUCUUGCUAAGCGACAGGAGUACACUGAGCUGGAACUUUAG
This is a messenger RNA of Clonostachys rhizophaga, 909 nucleotides long. The record is from the annotation of a GenBank genome assembly. NCBI's taxonomy places the organism in Eukaryota, Fungi, Ascomycota, Sordariomycetes, Hypocreales, Bionectriaceae.